AUGAAAGUUUGUCGCCUCAUCGCCUUUAUCUGUGCCUUAAGGCACGCCCUUGGCGACACGGCCAAGUCCUCGUCCAAUGCCCAGGUUGUCACGUACUGGGGACAGACAGCAGGCCAGAAGAGUCUACAAAGUUAUUGCGCGGAUGACGCCGGUGUUGACAUUAUCCUCCUUGCGUUUUUAAAUACGUUUGGCCAGAAUAUGGAUACACCAUCGGGAAAAAUCGGCUCAUCCUGCCAAAUUACUUCAGGAAAUCCACAAGGCUGUGAAGAGGUAGCUGCUGGUAUUGACUAUUGUCGGUCGAAGGGCGUCAAAGUGAUUUUGUCGCUCGGUGGUGCAUUGGGGGAUUACGGACUAAGUUCACGGGAGGAAGCAGAAACUAUCGGUCAGAAUCUAUGGGAUGCAUUUGGAGGGGUAAAGCAAAGCCGCAUUCCUCGCCCCUUUGGCGAGAGUUUUGUAGAUGGAUGGGAUUUCGAUAUUGAACUUUACGAGGGGACCGAAUAUUAUCGCUACCUCAUCGCCAAGCUACGCUCCAAUUUCGCAACCGAUCCAUGCCAUACAUACUACAUCACAGGUGCCCCUCAAUGCCCUAUACCCGAGCCCUACAUGCAGAAGAUGAUUACCAGCGCCGAUUUUGACUAUCUGUGGGUCCAGUUCUACAACAAUCCUAGCUGCUCCCUUAACACCCAGAUCAACUAUGAUGAAUGGGUCACAAACAUUGCCAACACGCCUUCUACUAAUGCCAAGGUCUUCAUCGGCGUCCCGGCCUCGCCCUUGGCAGCUACAGGCACCGAAUCUGGCUCGCGAUAUUAUCUUGAUCCAAGUGCGCUAGCCACACUGGUACGGCAACACGCGACCAAUCCAGCAUUCGGGGGGUUAUGGCGUGGUCGGCUGGGUAUUCCGACAGUAACGUUCAGAAUAGUUGCACUUACAUUCAGAAUAUUCGCAAGAUAA
Molecule: messenger RNA, 951 nt
Organism: Penicillium canescens
Lineage: Eukaryota; Fungi; Ascomycota; Eurotiomycetes; Eurotiales; Aspergillaceae
Product: glycoside hydrolase family 18 protein
Exons: 1
Coding region: 1-951 (316 amino acids)
Biological process (GO): carbohydrate metabolic process
Cellular component (GO): extracellular region
Molecular function (GO): chitinase activity
Source: RefSeq, a predicted model, not a curated record